CCAUCUUGGAAUCACACCAGUGUUCCUGGCGUUGUGUGUGUAUGAGUGUGAGUACUUCACUCAUUGAAAGACAACGAGUCGAUUUUAGGAAGAAAUAACGCGUUUUUUGUGUCUUUACUAACCAACACUCGGUAGGAAAACCGUUCUAUUUUGCUCCCCGCGCGGUGAAGCAAACUCCGGGAUUAUCAAAAGUACAGUUAUGGCGACCGCAACUCCAAGCCGUGAAGCUGGCCGGCCGGCGGCCUCGACACCUCUCUCCCCGACCCGGAUCUCCCGCAUGCAGGAGAAGCAGGACCUGCAGCACCUGAACGACCGGCUGGCUGUGUACAUCGACCGUGUCCGGUCCUUGGAGGUGGAGAACGACCGGCUUAUGGUCAAAGUGUCCGAGAAGGAGGAGGUGACCACCAGAGAGGUUUCAGGCCUGAAAGCUCUGUACGAGGCAGAGUUGGCCGAUGCUCGCAGAGUUCUGGAUGAAACGGCUAAAGAGAGAGCCAGGCUCCAGAUAGACCUUGGCAAGUUUCAGUCUGAGUUGGAAGAAGCGACACGCAAUGGCAAGAAGAAGGAUGGUGAUCUUGCAGCAGCUCUGUCUCGGGCCAGUGGUUUGGAAGCCCAGCUGAACAAGAGUGAAGCGUCUCUUUCUACUGCUCUGAGCCAGAAUGCUGCUCUGACUGCUGACCUGGCCGAUCUCAAGGGUCAACUGGCUAAGGCAGAGGACAGCCAUGCUGUUGCCAAGCGCCAGCUGGAGGCCGAGACACUGAUGCGUGUCGACCUGGAGAACCGCUGUCAGUCACUGAGUGAAGAGCUGGAGUUCAGGAAGAGCAUGUUUGAAGAGGAGGUGCGUGAGUCUCGGCGUUUUCAGGAGCAGAGAAUUGUGGAAGUCGACUCUGGAGUCCGACAGGACUACGAGUUCAAACUGGCCCAGGCCCUGCAGGAUCUAAGGAAACAACAUGAUGAGCAAGUUUCUCUUUAUAAAGGAGAACUGGAGCACACCUUCCAGUCCAAGUUGGAUAAUGCCAAGGUUUCCUCAGUCUUGAAUGACAAAGCGUUGAGCUCAGCCAGGGAGGAGGUGCAGGAGUCCCGCAUGAGAAUAGAGAGCCUGGGAUAUCAGCUGAGUGCCCUGCAGAAACAGGCGUCCGCUUCAGAGGAGCGGAUCAGAGAGCUGGAGGACUUGCUGUCUGCAGCUCGAGACAAGCACCGCUACGCCAUGGAGGCGAAGGAGCAGGAGAUGAGUGACCUGAGAGAAAGGAUGAACGCUCAGCUCAGCGAAUACCAGGAGCUGCUGGAUGUGAAGCUCGCCUUGGACAUGGAGAUCAACGCAUACAGAAAGCUGCUGGAGGGAGAGGAGCACAGACUGAAGUUGUCCCCCAGCCCGUCCGGCAAAGUCACCGUCUCCAGGUUAACAGGCUCCUCCUCCUCCCGUUCCACCAAGAGGAAGCGAGUGGAAACCACUAAGGACAUGCUGUCGGAGGAUUCCACAGCCAGCGGUGCAAUCACCAUUUCACCCACUGACAUGGACGGAAAUGCAGUCACGCUGAACAAUGAUACUGAGCAGGACCAGCCUUUGGGCAACUGGAGGUUGAAGAGACAAGUUGAUGACGGGGACGAGAUCAUCUACAAGUUCUCUCCCAAGUUUGUCCUCAAGGCUGGACAGACGGUCACGGUGUGGUCUGCUGAUGCUGGCGUGGCCCACAGUCCACCCACUGACCUGCUGUGGAAGAGCCAGGCUUCCUGGGGCACAGGAAAUGACAUGGUCACUUCUUUGGUCAACGCUGAUGGCGAGGAGGUGGCCAGGAGGAGCGUAACCAAGACUCUGGUGGAGGUGGAGAAUGGAGAGGAAGAGGAGGAAGUGGAACAAACGGGCAAAGGCUCCUCCAGAGAGUGCUCCAUCAUGUGAGUUCUUUGUGCUGCGUUGAUGGCUUUGACGUCACUACAUCACACGUGUUCCUGCCCAUUGCCUCAUCAAUUUUUUUUUAGUGGUUUUUUUUUCCAAGACAAUGUAAGAACUUCUGGACUAACAGCCUCUCUCUUUUUACCGCUCUCUACAUUUCUGGUCCUUUAAUUACUCGUCUUUUCCUUUGACAUAACUAAGAAAUAUCUUCAUGCUGCUGAUGAUGCGUCCCAUUUUGUCAGACAGCAGGUGUUACUCAUGAUUAUUCCCACUCCUGCUCAUAAUACUCUACAUGUGUGAUGAAGAGGACCUCUGUUGCCAUAAAGAUAAAAAAAAAAAAACACGGCUAGUUCCAUGUGUGAUGAGCAGCUGUUUGGAGAACGGCAUUCUUUUAAAAGCUCAAAAUCAAGACAUUUAUCUGUGUAGUUACACAGGUGAAUCCAGCCUGUCUGCACGUUAUUCUCCUUGGUAUAUAUUUUUUUUUAAUGUAUCCUGCAAUGAAGAUGAAAAAGAAGCGCAGUAGAAUGUGGAGUUUGCUUGUGUUUGGUGAUGAAAACAAAAGGAUUUGCAGAUUCACUGCUCACUAAUUUCCAGCUGUUGGGCGUUAAAGACCACUAUAGAUAAAAUCCCAAACCUUCUCGGAAGAGGUUGACAAAGCCAAUCCUCGCUGCUCCGUCACUCUUUGCUUGCUUCUUGAUAGAAAGCUAUCAAACACGAUUGUCUCAUCUGAUCUGCCGUAAUGCGGCAGAAUCAAAGCCCGCUCUUCUCCCACAGAAAACACUACCAACAGUCGUCACACUUCUCCCUGCAGUUAAUACAACGAUAUACUCACUAGACAAAUUUUGUAGUUCCACGUAUUUUCUAUGGCUUAACCUGCACAAAAACACAGCUGUCAGCUACAACACGAAACCCAGUUUUUGAUGUUUCAAUGCUGUAGCUGGUCUCUGUUGUCUUUGUGUUCUACUUUUUUACCUCAGUGAUUCUUGAGGGCAGCACAGUGAGAAUCAUGCCUGAGCCAGUGUUUCCCUGACUAUCUAUAUGAGGGACCUACAGAAUAUCAUUUUAAAUUGGAAAAUGGUCAUCAUUUCCAAGCUUUUUUCUUCAUUUUAUGUAUGUUUAAAAACAUACACGCACACAAAUUUUAACUUUAAAGUUGGGGGGGAAAUUCUGCAAACCUGUUUUUGGGAAUCACUGGUCUGUGCUGCCCUGGGCUGACCUACUACUCCGUAAACUCAUACAUGCACACAUGGAACGUUAAUAAACUCCUCACCAGAGAAUGGCAACAGUGACCUGUGCUUAAAGCUCAACAGGUAUCAGGGUUUUUCUUUUCUUUUCGUUACUUUUUCUUAUGUUAAAACAAGUGUCUUACCACAAACACUCCAUUUCGGUCUCCUGUCUGACCUCUUUGAUGACUGAGUGUUAGCCUUGAGAAUGAGUGGCUCUCACUUGUGCGAAACUGGGCUGAAGUUACUAGGAAUUAGCUGAUACGACACCUUUCGUGUCUGGAUUGGUUCAAUACUGGUCAAACUCACUGGACCAAGUCCGAUAUGAUCCAAAAAAAAAUCUUGCAGAGACUGUAGCAACAGCAUUUUAGCUCAGUUGUGUUGUUGGCUGUUGAUUCCUCCUUUUGUUGGAGAAGAAUAUUUGUUUAUGCAUCAGCACAAAGGUGUUUUCGUUUGAAAGGUGUAAAAUGACUUUAUCGGACUGAUAUUGGUGGAUAUCAAGUCGUCCCUAGAAGCUACAGACCACAGCAGUAUAAGGAAGUGAACGGAUAAAGCUCAAGCUUUCAUGUUACGCCACACUGGAUGAAUGAGCAACUUCGAAAAAUCCUCUUGCUUUUCAUUUCAAUCAAAAUCAAUUCAUUUGGAAGACGAUUUUAACCCAAAGCAACUUUUGCUGCCAGCACAACCACCAAUUUAUGCUUCACUGUCUUACCUAAUGACAUGUAGACUAGUGUAGCUGGGAUCAAACCUUAUGACCUUCCUGUUACAAGACAUACUGCUGAUCCACCACCGCCCCAUCAUUUAGGCAGCCAUGACAUCAGAUCAGAGCAGCCACACACACGUCUAUGAACAGAGCUCUCACCUAUUUUCUCCGCCACCAGUGGACAGCAAAUUAGAAUGUUUGUUUUAGACUCAAAUCAUUCUCGUGUUUGGUUCUUUGAAUGCUUUUUAUCGGGAACUAUUUGCAGAACCUUCCCAAAAACAAUUUCCCCUAAGUUUUUUUUUUUGAAAAGUUCCGUUUAGAGAAAUGUCUUUAUACACAAAACUACUCUAAACGCUGUAGUAUACUUGUCAGAACUGUAUGUGGCUCUCUAACGUAACCACAGAAACUGUGUUAGAGAGGUGGGACUAUGACAUCGAUGUUUUCCUAAAGUUCCCGAUUCGUCGUAUGUACGAAAAAUGCAAAGGUGGUGUACGACAAAAAUAAGCAGAAAUGAAGAAAGAUGUGUGUACUUGUGUACACUGGUGUUUAGUUGAGUGCAGUUGUAUUAAAAAAAAAUAAUAUUUAUUAUUUUGGUCAUUUUCAAACGUAAACACUAUGUUAAAUUCUUUUUUUUAAAUCUAUGAAAUUAGAGGGUGAGCUACCACACGCUGCGCACACAUCCAGUGUGGCUCAAGCCUAACGGCGCCCCCCAGAGGUGCCUCAUGUAUGGCAAGUUAAACUCAUGGCGACGCGUUCACUAGAUUAGUUUCCUCGUUGAGAUGUUGAAAAAACAAACACUGCCGUUGUGUAGGUUUAAAGGCAGCAAUGUUGUCAGGCGUUACAGACGGUGUGUGUUAAAACUGACAUAAAUAUAGCCUCCAAUCUUUUGUAAAAUCUUAAGUUUUGCACACGGUGAACAGUGGAAGCAGCACUACAGUGACUGAGGUGAUAUUUCUUUCUCGCGCUGUUAUUUAGAGUUGUACAAGUGUUGCUCUCGCACCUUGUGUGCCAUCUUGGGAAAUUCACUUUUCUUUUUUAUAAUAAUUAUAAUGUGUGCGUUUGUUUGCCGUGCUUUACACUGCUAGAUAUUUUUUUCCCUCCCCUGUAGUUUUAUUAUCUAUGUAAUCAGUUUAUUUACAUGAAAAAUUCAUUAUUUUUUUCUAUGUAGGAUUUUCUGUGGGUGGGAUUAAGAGGCCGGGCGUUUUUACGAGAUGAACUGACCCCAGGGUGUUUUUCAGGAUUUUUGAUAAAAGCCAGUCGUGAACACUUCUCCUGUAAUGUGAGUUUAAAGUCUUCACUGGGAAACAGUGACUUCCUGUUUCAUAACUGACUCAUGACCAAGUGACAAUGUGAGAUUAACUGUGACUUUGAAGAUAAUCUGAUCCAUUGCUCUACGAAUCCCAGAUUGUACGCUUUUGUGAUAUGGUCUUUUUUUUCCCUCUCUCUAUGGCUGAUACUGAUUUUCUUAGAAUAUCAGGGCUGAUAAUUGAUGCCUAAAAAUAUAAUUGUUUAAUGAUGAAAUUAUACAAAAAUCAGUCGUCAAACGUCACUAAUAUUCUGUAUCUCCAAAUAGACAUUUUAUGUCCGCGUUGUAGUGCAAUUAUAUACAGUAUUCUCAUUACAUAUUCGUAUACGUAUAAAUUCAUUAUUGAAAUACAUGAAACAGGUACUCAAAAAAAUGGGGGGAAAAAAAACGUUUUUAGCAACAUUUAUCUAGUUUCUACAAACAGAAAUGUGUCGUUUGUAAUAAUCGGCCAAUACCGGUUAUAAAAACAUUGCCAAUGUCGGCCUCAUAAAUCGCCACGACAAAUUAUAAUCUGUCUACCUCUGGUUUUAAACAUAUGCUUGUAAUCCAAUGUGUAAUUCAGUCCCUCCAGGUUCAUCAAAAUCCAACAAAUGUCUAAUAUUUUAAUUAUUAACCAAUCGAUACUGGGGGUAAAAAAAAGACCUAAUCAGUUUAAUGUGGACCUUUCUUUUCUUUUCUUUACAAGCCAAAGUUAACUAAUUUUGAAUGUCAACAACGACCUUGUUGUAGUUGUAUUUUCGUGUUCUUUGACUCUAAAGCACAUCGGAUUUUCAAAUGUGACAAAUGUUCAGAUCCUGGAGGGACUGUGUGUGUGUGUGUGUGUGUUUGUGUGUGUGUGAGAGAGAAAAUGUACAAACCAGGGUUUUUAAUCAGGAAAGCAUAGGCCUGGUCAUCAUCAUCAUCAUCAUCAUAUAGGGGAGGGCUGAGUGGGUGUGGGGAGGGUGGGGGGCGCCGAGCAUGCUACAUGUUUUUGUUUUUUUUUGUUUUUCAUUCAUGAUUAACUGUUGAACUACUUUUUGUACACACAAACAAUAAAUGUUUUACAUGAA
Solea solea (common sole) is the source of this 6169-nucleotide messenger RNA. It is a transcript of the gene lmnb2, whose product is annotated as lamin B2. The transcript has 13 exons. Bases 200 to 1894 code for a protein of 564 amino acids. The record is from RefSeq and is a predicted model, not a curated record. NCBI's taxonomy places the organism in Eukaryota, Metazoa, Chordata, Actinopteri, Pleuronectiformes, Soleidae.